GUUCGCUAAAAUCAGUAAAAUGUCGCGACAAUAAUUUCCUUUCCAAUAUGGCGGAUGGUGUGCCUAUUUUACUUGAAUUUAGUGGUGGUGCUGAACUAUUGUUUGGUAAAGUCAAGAAGCAUAAUGUCAUUUUGCAAGAAUCUGAAAAGCCUUGGACAAUUAAGAAAUUGUUGUUCUGGAUAAAAGAUAAUUUACUUCAAGAACGACCUGAGCUUUUCAUUCAAGGAGAAUCUGUACGUCCUGGAAUAUUGGUUCUCAUCAAUGAUGCAGACUGGGAAUUAAUGGGAGAGACAGAAUAUAUCCUUCAAGAAAAUGACAAAGUCGUGUUUAUAUCAACUCUUCAUGGUGGUUAAAUAUUAAAUUUGGAGAGAUUUGAGUAGCAAAAGAAAACAGUUUGAAGAAAUGAUAAAAGUGAAAUAAUGAAUUUCAGCAAUAAUUGAACAAGUAGGGUGGUAAAAAUCUGAGAUCAUUAUCCAAUGCAGUAAUGAAAAUGACAUUCACUUAUGGAGGUUUGCGACAAUGUAAUCGUGAUUGUCACAUAUGCAAUAGACACAGGGAUUUAUAUUUAACAAAAUAAAUGUAAAAAUGUCAAUAUUGCCUGUAUGGCAGACUCUUGUUUGCUGGCAUUCCAAGUCUUUCUACAUCAGAAAGGUGCUUAUAAACAUGGCUUAGACUAAUUGUAGGGACUGUACAAAAAUCUUAACAGUUUUGUACUUUGCAGACUUGCAUGAGUAGACAGAAAAAGGAAAACACUUUGGUC
Molecule: messenger RNA, 760 nt
Organism: Dendronephthya gigantea
Lineage: Eukaryota; Metazoa; Cnidaria; Anthozoa; Malacalcyonacea; Nephtheidae
Product: ubiquitin-related modifier 1-like
Exons: 5
Coding region: 48-353 (101 amino acids)
Biological process (GO): protein urmylation; tRNA thio-modification
Cellular component (GO): nucleus; cytoplasm
Molecular function (GO): protein tag activity
Source: RefSeq, a predicted model, not a curated record